Messenger RNA from Juglans regia (Persian walnut), 1328 nucleotides. RefSeq lists its product as uncharacterized. Bases 450 to 1127 code for a protein of 225 amino acids. The transcript is spliced from 3 exons. Lineage: Eukaryota; Viridiplantae; Streptophyta; Magnoliopsida; Fagales; Juglandaceae. Gene Ontology annotation, molecular function: zinc ion binding. The record is from RefSeq and is a predicted model, not a curated record.
AGUCUGAAAAGAAGUAUGUUUCCCCGCAAUCCACACAAUCCUACAGAUUUUGUUUGCAAUCUCUGAAUCACGGUCUCAGGACCGUCCAACGUACAGAAUCUAUGGAGGACGUGAGAUUAGAGUGUAGAACAAAUUUUCCAACAGCUUUUUCUUUUCUCUUUAUCUUUUUCCUUUUGUUUUUUGUUUUUUAGUUCAGCUUCUUUAUCAGUGAAAUCUGCUGUUUCUGCUUCUCAGAGCACCCACUGAACGUUUCUGUUCCGUCUUGGCAGUGCCUCAGUCCCAGACUUCUUCAAAAGCACGAGUCUCUCUCUUCGUCUCUCUCAGAAACCAUUCUUCAACACCCUGAAACUGUCUAAUCCGGCCUCCUCUGUUUUCUCUCUUUCUUUCUCUGCAUUCUUUUAUUGUCUUUGGCCUGGAAAUUCUGCAAAACUCUCCAUGUUGUAGUCGCAAUGUCGACCGUAGAAAUGGCCCACCACAUCGAUUUGGAACAAGGGGGUCACCGCCGUUCCGGAAGUGACGGUAGCGUCUGCUUCACAGACGCCGACGAGGGCUCGUGCUAUUCCCAGUUCUAUUCCACGAAUGGCGGGUCUUACGAUGAGUACAGCUUCGCCUGUGUUUAUGAUCCUGAGAUCGGGAAAGUCUCGGUCUCUCGGAGGGACUCUUUGUCUUCAUCCUCGGAGUGCUCGGUGGAGGUGGAGAAUGAGAGUGGGGUCCCCGAAAUCAAGGUGCAUUUGGCUAAAGCCGAGAGAGACUGUAGGAUUUGUCAUCUUGGGUUGGAGAGUAAUAGCCAUGAAUCCGGUGUUCCCAUAGAGUUGGGUUGCUCUUGUAAGGAUGAUUUGGGUGCAGCCCACAAAAACUGUGCUGAGGCCUGGUUCAAGAUUAAGGGAAAUAAAACAUGUGAGAUAUGCCAUUCUAUUGCCCGUAAUGUCUUCGGAUCGAUUGAGAUCGAGUCAACAGAUCAUUCAAAUGAUGCCAACGAUGCCACAACAGCAGCUGCAGUCGCACCAGUGCCCAUAGCAGAGACACGAAACUUCUGGCAUGGCCACCGGUUCCUGAAUUUCCUGCUUGCUUGCGUGGUAUUUGCAUUUGUCUUAUCAUGGCUCUUCCAUUUUAAUGUGCCAUCGUAAUAAAAUUCUGCAUAAGUACUGUUACUCAUGACUGAGGAAAGGGUUUAGAGGAAAAAGAAAACAAGUUCUGUAAAAGGGCCUGCUAAAAUUUGUUGCUACUGUUAUGGGAAUUGGGAGAGUUUCAAUGUUCAAGCCUCCCAACGUUUAUAAAGAUAAAAAUACAACUUGAUCUUCCCCUCCAUUCCUGUAGGGUUUGCUUUU